AUGUGGCUCGAACUUGACGCGUUGGUGCUACAAUGGAUCAUCGGCACUGUCUCAGACGGCCAUCUGCCUCGUUUAAUGGGUCAGGUUUCGAACGCCCGUGCCGCGUGGCUCAAACUAGAGAAGAUGUACCUGAGUAACAAAAAGGCUCGGGCAGCUGCCUUAGAAACACAGUUCUGUAAUCUGACUCUUGCAAGUUGUUCGUCUGUGGAUGAUUAUUGUGAGCGGCUCAAUGAUUUGGCAAACCAACUGGAGGAUGUCGACCAACCGGUCACCGAGUCUCGUCUCGUGCUACAGCUUGUCAGGGGACUCCCACAAGAAUACGACACCACCGCGUCUCUCAUCCACCAAAACAACGCGGAUUGGGAUACCGUUCGGACAAUGUUACAGGAUGAAGUUAUACGCAUGGAAGCUCGUAAGUCCGCUGCCUCCUCUGUCCUUCUUACUCAACAACAACAACAACAUCCCAUUAACGCCUCUUCGGCCACAAACCACCCGAGCCCCAACCCAAACCCGAAUUCGUAUCCUACUUCUUAUGGGACGCGAGGUAGGGGGAGGGGACGGGGUCCGCGAUAUCGAUCCAAUAGAGGCGGAUGCGGACGCGGGACAGGGAGAGCACAAUCCGGAUGGGUUCAACAAAUGCAGAAUUAUCCUAACUGGGCUUGGUGGGCUCCUCCGCCUUGCCCGUACCCUACUCAACCCGCCUGGCAGCAGUCUAAUUUCAGCCCACAGCAGCCCAUGGCCCAGCAGCCCUUCGGAUCAGCCUUCUCAGGCCCGUCACAGCCCAACAGCAGCCCGCAGCAGACUGUUCAGGCCCAGUACAGCGGCUUUAUUCCUGCUCAGCCUUCGGACCCUUCCGGUUAUAGGUAUAAUGCCCUCAGUCCGUCCGACUUAAGUGCAGCACUUUCCUCUUUGUAG
Molecule: messenger RNA, 915 nt
Organism: Helianthus annuus (common sunflower)
Lineage: Eukaryota; Viridiplantae; Streptophyta; Magnoliopsida; Asterales; Asteraceae
Exons: 1
Coding region: 1-915 (304 amino acids)
Source: RefSeq, a predicted model, not a curated record